Molecule: messenger RNA, 5300 nt
Organism: Hippoglossus stenolepis (Pacific halibut)
Lineage: Eukaryota; Metazoa; Chordata; Actinopteri; Pleuronectiformes; Pleuronectidae
Gene: sh3bp4a
Product: SH3-domain binding protein 4a
Exons: 5
Coding region: 280-3165 (961 amino acids)
Cellular component (GO): cytoplasm
Molecular function (GO): protein binding
Source: RefSeq, a predicted model, not a curated record
CUGACCGGAGCGGAGAAGCAUCGCCUCCUGUUCGUCUCGUCUUCAUCUGUCACCGCUGAAAAACUUCUGGGAAACUGGAAACUAUCGCUUCUUCUCUUCAAUUGCACUCUUUCUUUCCACUGUUCGUGUUUUUCCACCUUGGAGACAAAUGACGCGAGGAGAACCCGAGAGGAGGAGGAGGAAGAAGUGACCGCGGGGUCUCCAUCCGCGUCUCUGAGGCUCCCAGCCAGCGAGAGAUGAAAGGCUGCCAAUGAGAGAAUGCUACGAUAAGUACCAGCCAUGGCUGCCCAUCGAAUCAUCAGAGUAACAAACAACAACCACGUCCUCCCUCGCUGCAAGUCGGAGGGGACACUCAUCGACCUCAGUGAAGGGGUCACUGGGGCCAGUCUCAACGAUGUCAAAGUGCCUUCUCCCAGUGCCUUAAGGCUGGACACUUCCUCCUCCUUUGGAGCUGCACAGGAAGUGGUUGCCAUAAAGGAUUAUUGCCCCAACAGCUUCACCACACUGAAAUUCUCCAAGGGCGAUCGCCUCUAUGUGCUGGACACAUCAGGGGGAGAGUGGUGGUACGCCCACAACAACACAGAGAUGGGCUACAUCCCAGCCGCCUACGUCCAAGCGGUCAACUUCAGGAACUCUUCGCUCAGCGACAGUGGGAUGAUCGACAGUCUCGGGGAAGGAUAUGAGGAUGGGUCAAAGGAGUUUGGAGGUUUGGGGGAGUGGACAGGCGUGACCCUUAGACCCUCCCCGAUUUACAACAACAGCCCCUUCUCUGGGAACCCACUUAUCUGUUCUUUAGAUCAAAAUUGCAAAGAUGUGGGUCUAAGGAACUCAGCAGACCUUAUUCUGUUCGAUGCUCUGGCCUCACCAUCAUCUUGCUCCAACUUCAACACUAGCCCAAUGAAUGGGUUCAGCAGCUGCCAUGUUAACACAACCACCCCCACCAGCCCAAACCAAGAAGUUGUACCUAACCUCCACAGGGAUAAUCCGUUUUUCAGGAGUAAACGUUCUCAUAGUCUCUCAGAACUGUCUGUUCUGCAAGCACAGUCUAAUCCAACCUUACCGUCUUCGGGAUUCUUCACGGGCCUUAAGGCUCCUUCACCAGAGCAGUUUCAGAGCAGGGAGGAUUUUAGGACUGCUUGGUUAAACCACAGAAAGCUCGCCAGGUCUUGUCACGACCUCCAGUCUUUGGGCCAAAGUCCCGGGUGGGGCCAGACACAGCCUGUGGAAACCAACAUAGUGUGCACGUUGGACAGUAAUGGAGGAGUUGUUCAGCUUCCAGACACCCAUAUCAGCGUGCACAUCCCUGAGGGCCACGUCAGCAAUGGAGACCACCAGCAGAUCUCCAUGAAAGCCUUACUGGACCCUCCACUGGAGCUUAACACUGACCACUGCUCCACUUUGAGCCCUGUGGUGGAGAUAAAGCUCAGCAACAUGGAGACCAAGUCCUUCAUCACGCUGGAGAUGAAGGUAGCAGUAACUGUGAAGAAAGACACUUGUCACACUGCUGAAGUGCUUUGUGUUCGGAGCGAUUGCAAAGAGGGGCCUUACGCACCGAUUCCUAACGCUUACAUCUACAAGGAAACAGUUCAGGUGCAGUUGGACAGUUUAGAACCCUGCAUGUAUAUUGCUGUUGUGGCUCAGUCCCAGUAUCUCAGCCACAAUAUGACUGUUUGGGACCAUGUGCAAAGGAAAGUCACUUUGGGUGUUUAUGGACCCAAGCACAUCCACCCAUCUUUCAAGACAGUCGUGGCCAUGUUUGGACAUGACUGUGCCCCCAAGACCUUGUUGGUGAGCGAGGUGGGCCGGCAGGCAAGUUCAUCUCCGCCAGUGGCUCUUCAGCUGUGGGGGAAGCACCAGUAUGUGUUGGGAUACCCUCAGGACCUCCAGGUGGGAUUGUAUUCCAACAUGUCCAACUACCAGGUGAAGGCGAGCGAAGGUGCCGGCGUGAUUCGGGGAUUUCAGGUCAAACUGGGGAAGGUCAGCAGGCUCCAAUACAUGAUAACAUCGCACAACCCUGACAGCAUCUCAGACUUCACUCUCAGGGUUCAAGUCAAGGACGCCCUCGACUGUAUUAUCACCCAGUUCUGUGUCCAAACUCCACAGCCACCGCCAAAGACUGGAGCAAGGAUCACGGGUCAGAGAAGGUUCUUGAAAAAGAAAGAGGUGGAUAAGAUUGUCCUCUCGCCACUGGCUGUUACCUCCAAAUACCCAAAGUUUCAGGACCGGUGCAUUACCAACCUGAAGUUUGGGAAGUUGAUUAAAACGGUGAUCAGGCAGCACAAGAGCACCUAUUUGUUGGAGUACAAGAAAGGGGAUGUUAUUGCUUUGCUCAGUGAGGAGAAAAUCAAACUGCGAGGGCAGCUGCGGACCAAAGAGUGGUACAUUGGAUACUAUCAGGGGAAGAUGGGUCUUGUCCAUGCCAAAAACGUUUUGGUUCUGGGUAAGGUCAAGCCCAUUUAUUGGUGUGGGCCAGACCUAACGACCACCAUCCUACUGGAGCAGAUCCUGAAGCCUUGCAAGUUUCUUACGUACAUUUAUGCAACUGUGAGGACGGUUUUAAUGGAGAAUGUGGGAAACUGGAGAGCGUUUGCAGACGCCCUGGGCUAUGGGAAUUUGCCGUUGAAUUAUUUUUGCCGGACAGAGCUGGACAAUGAACCGGAGCGGGUGGCGUCAGUUCUGGAGAAACUCAAAGAGGAGUGUACCAACAUGGAGAACAAGGAGAGGAAGUCAUUCCAGAGGGAACUCAUGAUGGCGCUGCUGAAGAUGGACUGCCAGGGUCUGGUUGCCCGGUUGGUCAUGGAUUUCGUUCUGUUGACCACAGCGGUGGAGGUGGCGUCACGGUGGAGGGAACUGGCUGAGAAACUGGCCCGAGUGUCAAGGCAGCAGAUGGAGGCGUACGAGGCGCCACACCGCGACAAGAACGGACUUCUGGACAACGAGUCCAUGUGGAAGCCAGCCUACGACUUCCUCCUGACGUGGGCCGCCCACGUCGGCGACAGCUACCGCGACGUGAUCCAGGAGCUCCACGUCGGCCUGGACAAGAUGAGGAACCCCAUCACCAAGAGGUGGAAGCACCUGACCGGCGCGCUCAUCCUCGUCAACUGCCUCGACACACUCCGCAGUGCCGCCUUCUGCCCGACCGGGUACGGAGACUUUGCUGUCUGAGGAUUUGCUUCCAGGUGGGGAAUCUUAUUUUAUUCUCCAGCUUGCGACCGACGUUGGGGAAGCUCAGUGUUGCUUUUACUGACUCAUGUGGGAAGUAAAUCUAUCGUGGACACUGUACUGAGGACACAAAGUUUGGGACGGACAUCAGAGAUUUAACCAUUGACAGGCACAUCCUGGUCUUUUGGAUCAGUACUGAUGCAACACAGUAUAAAAACGCCGAUGGACGAUUUCUGGCUCGACGAUGUGAAAAUCUAGGAUCUGCCUCUUUCUCUCUUUUUUUCUGCCUCUUACUACAUUUUUCGGCUGUAUUUUCCUUCAUCUCCUUCUACCUCACCCUUUCUCUUUAUCCAUUUAUCUCUUCUUCUCUUGUCUCUAUCUCUCCAUGGAAAGCUUGUUUGAUUUUCUGUCUUCGGACCCUCAGGACAUCAGAGACCUCAACCACUGCAGUACAUAACCAGACGAACCGUGACCUCUGACCUUUUCCUCAUCUUUGAAAGUUGAUUGGAUUGCCUGCGCUCACAAUCUUGAUAUUUGCAAGUCAAACUUUAAACAUAAACUAAUUUCCCCUCCAGUCCUAAUCAUCUGUUUCUGUUAGGCUGCCAUCUGCUGGCCAAGCAGAUGUUUUUAAAAAUGUUUUCAUAUAUUCACAGGCUGAUUUUCUUGCCAAACAAAAAGUUAGCCCGGUUCUAACUUCACAAUUUUGCUGUAAAGGUACGUGUAUCCCCCGAUCCAAGAUAUACUUCUAUUUUUUUAAACUAGCAGAACGACACAGAGAACGUGCUAUAGUUGUGUUCCUGCUUUCAUUUCUUUUUCUGAUUUUGCUUCCUGUAAGUGAAACAUCUAUUUACCAAAUUUAAAAAUGUUCCCCAUAAAAACGUUUUUAAUUGAUUAAUCCAAAAUACCCCUGUGAUAUUUGAGAUUAAUAAAUAUUUGAACAGAUUAAUGUAAGAGAAUGUACAUUACCAUGACAACUAGAUCAUGUUAACCUUUCCAACCAGAAAUUCCAGCAAAAGUUAUUUAGUUAUUAUUCAUUAUUAUCGUAAAUUUAUUUUUUUACUUAUUUAUCUCUCUGACGUCUACAGAGUAAAUCAAAUCAUUUUUAUUGUGGCUUCAGUGUAGGACGUAAACCCUGCUUCCUCCAUGUUAGUGGAUGGGACAUGUGGAAAAAUAUACCUCAAAUAUAUUUGUCUCAAAGAUGGUUCCUGUUUUCUGAUAAGUUUGGUUUUAAUUAGUUGUUUGAUGAUAUAAAAAAUGGGGUGGAACAUCUUGAUUGACAGCUGAGACGGACUCGCAAUUGGUCGAGCGCGUGCAUCUGCGGGACCUUGACACUGUGACUUGACUCCACGAUCACCGUUUGGCUUUAUGUGUGGAGAAAGUGGAGCUGCGACUUUAAUCUUUAUUCAGUUCUCUGAUUUAGGAGGAAAAGGCCACGCCUACAGGAAUCAUCCCAUUCCUGCACCAAAAAGACCUCAUCCGCUCCUCUACCCUCUAACUUAGUUUUCACACACCACUGAAUAUCUGUUUUUCUUGAAUUUCUCUGUCUUUUAAAUCCGAAUACAGAAGGUAAGCUCCUCUUCAUCAAGCUAGUCUUUACAUCCCGGGUUCCCUGCCGUCUUCGCACCACCAUCCUACCCCACGUCAUCCAUCCCCCCCAUGACCCUUCCUUUGACCCUCAAUCCAUCCCUCCUGCGUCAUCUCAGCUCACCUCCCGUCUCUAUUGUGCAGUAAAUAAUUCUGAAUCCACUUCUUCAUUUGCCUGGUCUCUGGUGAAAACGACACAGAAAUGAUCCAGUUUUCGUUGAAUUUGUAUUUUACGAAGCCUUUUGAUUUUAUGAUCUCUGCAUGAAUAGUCAGCUUAGACACUUUCAAUGUUUUGGGAUUUUCUUUGUUUGUCUGAUUCAUUUCACUCUUUCUUUCCUGUUUGUUUUGUGGCUGCUGCUGUGUUUCUGUAUCUGUUUGUUUCCUGAACCUGAUCUGUACAGACAACGUGCACAGAGUUUAUAUAUUUGUACUGAAUGCCGACUGAGUAUUGACACAUUCUUCACAUGUUGUAUCGACUGUGACGGUUUGUCGCCGAUCUGAAAUCUGUUCAGCGUUUCUGUUCGGAAGAAAUCAAUUAAAAGGAAAAAUGCAAA